GCAUGCAGAUGGGACAAAGAAAGUGCGCAAGAGUCUCGGUGAAUGACUGUCAGCUGAAGGAGUGCAGACCACGAGGUGAAAUUGCAGAAAUCAACAUGUAAUCCAGCAUGCAUUCAACAAUUGGAUGUAAUCUUAACGAAAACUUUGCAGGAGAAUUCUGUGGAAUUGCGGCCACGGAGGCAGACGGGUCAUGCGAGGGAAAAGAAUUGGCGGGCAACGCCAAAUGUCCCUCCAGUGUGAACCUUAGUGCAACUAAGUUCGCCAGUUACACAGGAAAGCUGCGUUCGCACUGGUCCUGCGGUAGAAAUCUGUGCCAGGAGAGGAUCGUUCCUGUGCUAGAAUUGCUUCUCCCGGGAAACAAUUCAUGAGUUAGUAACAAGAUGAUGGCGAACGAGGUUCACAGAAUUUCAGGUCUCUUUUCUUGAGCCCCGUUUCCAAGAAGGGCGUUGAAACGGCUUGCCUGCUCGAGGUUUAGUACUUAGACAGCAAGGCGAGAGUCAAUUUUGUAGAUUUUUCAGUUUGUUUCGCCUUCAUCAGGUGUUCAUUUUAAUUUCCUCCAAACUCAAGAAAACGCUCGAGUGGAGCAUUUGAUUAUUUUUGCUCACAGACGAUCGAAACCAUGGCUGAGAAGUCAUUAUUCGCGUGCAAUGAGCCGAUGGAAUGCAUGCGCGUUCACUUGACGUGAUUGUGAAUAUCAUUCCAAUUUUUUUGUCACCAAUUAUGUGCCAGAAGAAUUUGUCGCGUGGGUGAUUUUUUCGGGACUUUCCGAAUGUUUGAAAAUCAAGAGUACUUCUGGGCACUCAUUGAGGUUUCUUGUGAAUUUUAGCGGCGUUGCUCCUCAAUUAGUUCGGUCUUUGCCUUGGGUGGGUGUCUGUGCACGGUACACACUUUGUCGUUGUUCUGCACGGUUUACUUCACUCAGACAACUCAUUUAUAAAUCUUCUCUGUGCCCCACAUCGACGAUAGGUUUUAAACUAUCGUUGGAGUAUGGAUAUGGAGUUCAAGCAGAGCUGCUUUUGAUUUGAAGUUUGGAAUUCUGUACAAUUUCCUUUUAUCUCUCGAUAAACUGUUUCUGGAACAAUCUGAAGGAUUUCAAGUCUUGUGUAUGCCUUAGAAGCUGAGAAUUCGGCUUAUUCAUUUGAAACAUGAGUUUGCGGUAUGGAUCUGCUAUCAGUGGCCAAUUUUUGCCCACUUCUCAUUCCGGAGGUACAGCUAAGCUGAAAUGUUGAGCUGGUUUAGCUCUUCGCUGUGAAUACUUCCGAAGUUGGAGAAAUAGGUUGGAGCUGGUUUUUCUGCAGGAUAGAUGCAACAGGUUGCAGCGUAUUUGGGGCAGGUGGUAGAGCUGCAUCUGUCGCUAGGAAGUGAAACAUACCAUCAACGUUGUGAACGAGGUUUGCUGCAAGUUGGGAAAGAUGGAGCAGGUGCCGAAGUCAAUGUUGGUGGACAAACCGAUGUCCGUUGUUCUUCAACGAGAAGCUCUGGAGGAGGCUGCCCUCACAGCCGAGGUCGCCUGGGUUGCGAAGAUGAUGAAGCUUAUAAGGAAGAAUUUGGUAUUCGGUACCAAGCAGGCUCAAAUUACAGUUGGAUUUCUGAGGAGUUCCACCAAUGGAAGACUGUUUUCUUCUGCGGAUCAAAACUAUAUGCUGCACUGUAGCACUUCAUUUCCGCAGGCCUGGGACGAGGUACUGGUGUUGAUGCGAGACCCAGCCAAGUCUAUCGAUGCGACCAAUAUUCACAAAAAUGUGCAAUGCCUUAUGAUUCGAGGGAGUCCAAGUGAGGCUUUGCUUCGUAUAUUACAGGUAGCACCUUUUUGUUAUACAUGGGACAGGUGGUAUACGUCCCCCUUAUGCUUGACAACGAAACCUGGCAGACCAGCGUUACUAAGGAUUUCAGAGAAGACCUGGACAAGUUCUUGGCAACAUUGACAGAGUCCAUCUUUGAAGCUAAAGGGCAAACGUUGUUGUACAUUCCUCCAUUAAAUUUUUCAGGCAAUGUCGCAGUUUUGGCACGAGAUAAGGAGUUGACUCAAAGACUCGAGUCUAUUCUCAUCCGGUGGACUCGGCAGAUCAAAGAGGUUGUUAGAAAUCAAGAGGCUUUUGUGGAGGAUGAGUCGAUGGGGCCUUUGGCAGAAAUCGACUUCUGGAGAAAGCGCAACCUGAAUCUUGGUGGAAUUCGGGAUCAGAUUAGACAUCAUCGGGUGAAAGACAUGUUGGCAAUAUUAGAGAAGUUCAGGUCGGCUUACCUUGGUCCUUUCAUGAGUCUUUCUGAACAUAUUGGACAAGAGGCUGUAGUUGCAGAGCAAAAUUUAAAACAUCUGAUUACCAUCGAGGAUCUCUGUAAGAGGUUAUCGACUUCGAAGAUUCGCGAUAUACCCCCCUUACUACCGAAGCUUUUGUUACGCAUCCGUAUGAUCUGGAAACUUAGUCCAUAUUACAACACCUCCGACAAAAUAACUGGCCUACUGUGCAAGGUUAGUAAUGAGAUUAUCAGCAGGUGCUCUGCGGGGAUAGGUCUAGAGGACAUUUUUGAAGGAGACGUGGAGAGAAGCAAACUUGCGUUGUUAGAGAGUAUUCAUGCUAGUGAUGCAUGGAAACGAGUUUACACUACGAUGAUGGAAGUUUCAGGAAGGCCUUCUCUAACUGCUCCUGUUUCUGGGGACACAAGAAAAAUGGCUGAUUGGGGCACAAAAAUAAUAUUUGCACCUAUUGAAGCUUUCCUUCAGCGUUGUCACGAUAUGCUCGAGGUUUGCGACGCUCAGAGUCAGUUUUCCCACAACCUGAAGCUUCCUGCUUUUGGAGGUGCCAGAGGUCUGGAACUCACGAAGGCGCUCACUGACUCUCAAGAAAUUUUCCAAAAGCUUGUCAACAACUUAAGGUCACUCUCCUAUAAUCUACUGGAUGUGAAGGUGACUCACUGGCAUGAUGAUUUUCACGAGUUCAAGGAGGGAGUAACAGAUCUUGAGGUGAUGAUGCAAAAUACGAUGCUGAUGGGCUUCAGGCAUGCAUCUUCAUUGUCAGAAAGUAUUGAAUUGCUAGAAGCCUUUAAAAUGAUGGCUUGCCGCACGCCAAUUCGCAUAUGUGUUGAGAAAAUGACAGAACAGGUGUUCGCAGCUUUUGCUUCGGAGUUGGCUAUGCUCAAAAAACAGUUUGAUCAGCUGAGAAGGCGACCGUUGAUGGACUUCUCGUUUCCUCAGUAUGCGGGAUCUGCCAUCUGGUCUCUCCACUUUGACAGAAGGUUAAAAAAGCCCAUGGCACUUUUAAAUGAUGCUGCGCCCUAUUUGCUGGAGGGAUACGAAGGUCCUGACCUUCGUAUUCAAUAUAAUCAUAUAGUGACCUCUAUUCAGCAGUUUGUAUCCAGUCAGCAUGCUGAAUGGUCACAAAGUGUAGAUCCUAACUUCUUGAAAAAGCUGGAGAGGAGCCUACUGGAUGAAGCAGGCGAAGGUGUCGUUGUGUUGAAGUUCGACCCAACCCUUCUCACCUUGUUUCAUGAGGUACAUUAUUGGUCAUACUUGGGGUUUGAAGUCCCACGAUUGGCUCUGGAUUUCUUGGCCGCCAAUGUAGACCUGUGGACUCUACGCACCAACGUUCUGCUUGUUGCCCGUGACUACAACAAGUUACUAGGUGGUAUGGAUCCUAUUAUGAGAGGUCUGGUUUCAGAUCGUGUGCUUCAACUUGACAACAGUGUGGAGCCAGGCUUACUUAAGCUCACCUGGCUAUCAAGCAAACAGGAGCUGGCUGAUUAUCUCCAUGAUGUACGAGUGAAAUGCCAUGUGGUGGAUGCAACGAUUCUGCAGAUUGAAGGGUCCAACAAGAGAAUUACACAAUAUUGUAUCAGUAUCAGCGAGGGCUGGCUUAUCAACUUGGAGAAGAAGAAAGUCUAUGAGAUUAAUGAUUUUGAAGCUAAGCAGGCUGAGCAUCGGGAUAAGUCUAAAGAUCGGUUGCAACGGGUAUUUAACAGUAUAAAGGACACCAUUUCCACUUCCUACGAUAAAUGUGCGAGUGACUCCGAAGAAGUUCGGAGCAAAUGGGAGGAAUAUAGAAGAAAGGUGGAGGUUGAAAUGGAGAAAGCUCUGAGGUGCUCAGUCAUGAAGUCGCUGCAGGAGCUCUCCAAGGCGCUUAGUUCUGAGGCGAAAAUGCUUAAUCCUGUAUUCAACACCCUGGCAUCACUAGAAAAAUCAUCAGGUCACGUGAAGAUAACUCCCUCGUUGCAGGAUAUUCUAGAUGUUGUUCAAAUGGUUGCAAAGGAGCUGGUUGCAGUAAUAUCAGUCGUACCUCGACUACGAACUCAGUCAGGUCUUUUACCUGAUGGCAAGAGCGCAGUUAAACUGCUAACUCCUUCAGUUUCCUCUGGAACAACCUCUUCAUCCGAUAAAAGUAGAGAGAGACAAGCAGCUCAAGCUGGCGCACAGAAGAAAGCAGCCGAUGUUAAACAGGAGCCCACAACUCCAACUUCUACCAUAGCCUCACUGAAGUACCUUCCAAGCUUUUAUGAGGUGAUUGCUCCUGACCAAGAAGAGGUGAUUUCAGUCAUAACAUCGGCUGUACACUCAGUUCAUGAGAAAGUGCAACUCUUCUUACAGUCAUGGGAAAGAAAGUUCAAGAGUGUGUGGGACCAAGAUAAGGAUGCUUACAUAAGAAGGUAUGAGCGCGCAAAGAAGCCGUUGUCAGCCUUUGAGACGGAUAUAGUCAAGUAUAAAGGCUUGACGGAAGAUGUUCAGGCUGAAGAGACUAUAACCAAUCUAAGAUUUCUACGCAUCGAGGCUGGUACCCUGAAGCAGUCAAUCAUCAGUCACUGCGAAGCCUGGGUUAUAAAAUUCACAACCCUGCUGAAUCAAAUUGCAAAAACGGAACUGGAGUCAAUACAUGCUUAUCUCCAAAGCGUUACGGAAAUACUUAACCUUCCUCCUGAGAACUUGGACAUGCUGACCGCAACUGCAAAUAAAUGGAGAACCGUUAAGGAUGAAUGCGCCACUACAGAAGCCCGUUUUGCACCACUGGAGGAUAAAUACAAAGUUCUUGCAAAAUUCGAGGUGCUUGUGCCCGAGGAAGAGAAAAUUCUUCUGGAGACUUUGCCAGCCAAGUGGGAAGAAUUCAAUGCCAUGCUAGCUAGUGUUGAACAGAAACUUGAGCAAGCCAAGAACAAUUUUCGUGACACUCUUUCCAAGAUGGUCGAUAAUUUUGUUGCAGAGGUUGCCGACGCGAGAACAUCAUUUACUGAGCGCAUGCCAAUGAGCAACACUAUUACUGUCGCUGAAGCAUUUAAGUUUAUUGAGGAGGAGAAGAACAAGGUGCAAGUGUUCCAACAAAGAGGAACAGAUCUAUGGGCAGGAAUGAGUUUGUUCGGAAUGGAGAAACUUUCCAAUAAGGAAAAUUUGCAAACUCUGAAAGAACUUGAGCUUCUUCAGAAUAUGUGGGGACUCAAAAAAGAAUGGCAGGAAUCUUUUGAUGGCUGGAAAGAUGGGUUAUUUAGUGAGCUCGAUGUACCUCUUAUGGAGAGUUCGGCACAAGUUAUCAGUAAGCGAGUAUUCAAGAUAGGUCGUGAGACCAAAACAUGGGGAGUCUGGACUGCCCUCAAGGAAACAAUUGAUGCAUUCAAGACAACUUUGCCACUAACGGUGGAUCUGCGGAAUCGUGCAAUGCGAAAACGGCAUUGGGAUCAACUCGUAGAGCAUGUGGGACAAAAGUUUGAUCCAACCUCCAAGGAGUUUACCCUGGCCACGGUUGCAGAGCUUCGUCUUGAUCUGCACGCGGAGUUUAUUUGUGAGCUAAGUGUUGCAGCUAGUAAAGAGCUGGCAAUAGAGGAAGCCAUUGGGAAAAUUGCUGAAGUUUGGGCUACGUUUGAGCUGGAUAUGGUCGAAGAGAAAGGGGUGUGGAGGUUGAGGGGAACGGAAGAACUAUUUGCUCAACUGGAAGAGAAUAGGUUAGCGUUGUCGUCCAUGAAAGCAAACCGCUUUCAUAUACACUUCGCUGCAGACAUCAACAAGUGGGAAAAGGAUUUAUCCUUGCUGUCAGAAACAGUUGAAAUGAUCGUUCAGGUCCAACGAUCAUGGGCUUAUCUGCAAAACAUAUUUAUCGGAUCCGAGGAUAUCCGGAAGCAGUUACCUGCAGAGUCUGCCAAAUUUGAUGGCGUCAAUGACUUAUUUAUAAGUACAAUCAAUACGAUCGGGGCAGAAAAAGUUGCAACAAAGGCGAUUUGUAAACCUGACUUGCUGAAAACUUUCAUGGAUUUGGACAAAGGUCUGGAGAUGAUUAAAAAAUCUCUAGAUAAUUACCUUGAAAAUAAACGUCAACAAUUUCCGCGCUUUUACUUUCUUUCAAAUGAGAACCUUCUCGACAUUCUCGGUCAAGCGAAGGACCCUCGCAAUGUGCAGCCGCACUUGAAAAAGUGCUACGAAGGGAUCAAGAAACUAGAAAUGCAUGAACCUGGGAAAGAUGGCCGGCGACAUUAUGAAGCUUCUGGAAUAUACUCUCCGGAUGGAGAGUACCUUCCGUAUUCAACACCUGUAGUUCUGGACACUCGACCGGAGGAUUGGCUUAUUCUGGUUGAGUUGGCGAUGCAAGCGGCGGUGAAAGUACAUCUCUUUCAGACUCUGGAGGAAACCAAAACGCCGAAGAAGGAGAAGUGGGUGAAAGAGAAUCCUGGACAGUGUUUAAUCAGUGCUGGGCAAAUAAAGUGGACCACAGAUUCCGAGAGAGCUCUCACGCAAAUGGCAGCUGGAAGCAAGGGAGCUCUACGAAAGCUUUACAAGAAAUGGAUCAGUUAUCUGAAUAAAUUGACCGCCAUGACUCGUAUGAAACUAACUAAGAUUGAUCGGAAUAAAGUGACAGCUUUGAUAACAAUUGAAGUACAUUCACGAGAUGUGAUCGAGAAGCUAGUUAAGGUGGGAUGUGCUUCUCCUGAAGAAUUCGAAUGGUCAUCUCAGUUGAGGUUUUAUUGGGAGAACAAUGACGUGGCGAUUAAGCAAGUGUUGUCAAGAUUUAUCUAUGGCUAUGAAUAUCAAGGAAACAACGGCCGCCUUGUGGUGACUCCAUUGACAGAUCGGUGCUACAUCACACUUGGAGCGGCUAUGUUCACUCGCCGAGGAGGAAAUCCUCUUGGUCCUGCCGGUACAGGGAAGACUGAAACUGUGAAAGAUUUUGGCAAAGCACUCGCCAGGUACGUUAUUGUGUUUAAUUGUUCGGAUGGAGUGGACUACAAAAUGACAGGAAAAAUCUUCUCUGGAGUUGCUCAAACUGGAGCAUGGGUGUGUCUCGAUGAGUUUAAUCGGAUAGAGGUGGAGGUGUUGUCUGUGGUAGCUACUCAAAUUGCCUCAGUGAUGAGUGCCAUUAAGCUGGGUCUUGAUCGAUUCGUCUUCGAAGGGGUUGAGAUGCGUCUCAUUCGAAGCUGCGGAAUCUUUGUCACUAUGAAUCCUGGAUAUGCAGGUCGUAGUGAGCUACCAGAAAACUUGAAGGCGAUGUUGAGGCCAGUUUCCAUGAUGCUUCCUGAUUUUACACUUAUUGCAGAGAAUAUGCUCUUUAGCGAAGGUUUUCAAACCGCAAAGGUUCUUGCGAAGAAGGUGAUAGCUGUCAUGGAGCUUUCUCAGAGGCAGCUCUCAAAGCAGGAUCAUUAUGACUACGGGCUUCGAUCCUUUGUUAUACCCAUUGCUCGAGCAGCUGGAUCGACGAAAAGGGUGGACCCUGACUUACCGGAGGAUGUUAUAUUGCAACGGGCUAUGAGAGAUCUUAUCAAGCCAAAACUUAUAUAUGCAGAUCUUCCCCUCUUCAAUGCGUUGUUGUCAGAUCUAUUUCCCGGUUUGGAGCUGGCACCGAAGGAAAGUGAGUUUUUGAGAAAAGCCAUCGAAGAAGAUCUUGUGUCUCGGGGACUACAAGUGGUACCUCCUUUUGUCCAGAAAGUCAUUCAGCUGUAUGAUUGCAUGCUAGCGAGGCAUGGAAACAUGCUGGUGGGGAGGACAGGAUCCGGGAAAACCGUAGCUUGGAGAAGCCUGCAAAAUGCUCAGGGACGUCUGAAAGACGCAGGUCAUGUGGGCGAUUUCUGGGAGCAUACGUCAGUGUUUAUAAUGAAUUCACUUGCUCUGUCAAAUGAUGAGAUUUAUGGUUACACAAGCAAGCUGACCGGAGAAUGGAUUGACGGGAUACUUGCAUCCAUAAUGAGAAGAGUCUGCCCUGAUGAAGCGUUGGACUGUAAGUGGAUCAUGUUUGAUGGACCAGUGGACACAUUGUGGAUAGAGUCCAUGAAUACGCUGCUUGAUGACAACAAGAUCCUCACGCUCCUGAAUGGAGAGAGAAUCAAUAUGCCAAUGCAGGUUUCAUUGCUUUUUGAAGUGGAAGACCUGUCACAAGCUUCUCCUGCAACAGUCAGUCGUGCUGGUAUGAUAUACCUGAAUGUUGAGGAUCUGGGUUGGUGGCCAUAUGCUGAGAGUUGGUUACAACGUAAAGUGGCAGCCAAAGUAGACCCGGUUUUGGUAGCAACUUAUCGCAGACUGUUUGAAAGAUACGUGGAUGCAGCCACAAAGUGUCGAUUGACAAAGUGCAAAGAAACCGUUCCUAUAGAUGUACUCAACAGUGUGGUUACAUUAUGUGUGCUCAUUGAUGCCUUGAUUAUUCCCGAAAAUGGAGUCAGUUCGGCAGAUGGAGAACAAUAUGUUGUGUUUGUAGAGACUUGGUUUUUGUUCUGCCUGACUUGGUCCAUUGGAGCUAGUGUUGAUGAGGAAGGUCGCUCAAACUUCGACAUGUUUAUGAGAGACUUCGACCCAAGAUUUCCAGCCACCGGUACCGUUUUUGAUUAUUGGGUGGAUCCCAAAAAAAAGGUUCUGACUCUUUGGGAAGAAAAGCUUAAUCCUAACUGGAAGAUCACUCCAGGAACUCCCUUCUUCAGAAUUCAAGUUCCUACAGUAGAUACAGUGAGGGUUAAUUUUCUUGUAAAAACGUUAGUUACAGCAAGUAGACAUACAUUGGUCGUUGGAAGGGUAGGAGUUGGGAAAACUCUUAUCAUAGGCACUGUUCUAGUGACUUUGCCCGAAGGAUUAGCUUCAAUGGUUAUGAAUUUCUCCGCGCAGACGUCAUCAAACAGUCUUCAGGAAACAAUCGAAGGAAGACUCGAGAAACGGACCAGGGGAGUGUUUGCACCACCUGGCGGCAAGAAACUGGUCUGUUUCCUUGAUGAUUUGAACAUGCCGAAAAAAAGUGUGUUUGGAUUCAUGCCCGCGUUGGAGUUGCUCAAGCUUUGGAUUGAUAAUGGAUUCUGGUACGACCGCAUGAAACAAGAAGUGAAACAAAUCAAAAAUUGUCAACUUCUUUGUGCAAUGGCGCCUCCUGGAGGUGGCAGAAGCAAGAUUUCUCUUCGAGUUCAAGCUUGCUUCUCUUUGCUCAAUGUCACCACUCCGAAUGAUAAGCAGAUGAGAAGAAUUUUUGGAACCAUUCUCCUAGCCAAACUAGCAGAUUUUGAAGCUGAAGUAAAGCAGAUGGGAGAAAACCUGAUUAUGGUCUGCAUCAACGUUUUUACCACUAUCUUUUCUGAAUUGUUGCCGACUCCAAGCAAAGGUCACUACAUCUUUAACAUGCGUGAUCUGGCGAAGGUUAUUCAAGGACUUCUCAAUGGCAACAAGGAUGUUUAUCACACCAAAGUCUCCAUGCUUCAACUAUUUUGUCACGAAUGUCUACGUGUGUAUGGUGAUCGAAUGUGGGAUCCCGUGGAUAGACAAUGGCUUUGGGAUCUUUUGAACUCCAAGCUGAAGGACAACUUCAACACAGAUUGGAAAACAGUCUUUGGCCAGGAUAAAUUCAGGCCAUUAAUUACAAGAUGUAUGGAGCCAGGAUUAGAUGACGCCAAAUAUGAACAAGUUCCAGGCUUCAAAGAGCUGAAAGAAGUGCUUGAAGAUUGUCUAAAAGAGUGCAAAAAUCAGCCGGGCAUAUUUGGCAUGGAUCUAGUGCUUUUCAAAGACGCAAUGGAGCACAUUUGUCGCAUUCAUCGUGUUAUAACUCAGCCGCGUGGCCACAUGCUUCUUGUCGGUGUCGGAGGCAGCGGGCGUAAAAGCUUAACGAAAUUGGCGUCAUUUUUGGGUGAUAUGAAGGUUUUCCAAAUUCGGAUCACCAAUAACUACCUUUCAUCUCAGUUUCAUGAUGAUCUCAAGUUACUGUUCCAACAAGCAGGACUGAGUGAAUUCAAAGUUCCUACUGUGUUUUUGUUUGAUGAUACACAAAUAGUUCAAGAAACGUUUCUUGAGGAUAUCAACAACAUUUUGAGUUCUGGAGAGGUUCCUAAUCUUUUUAACAAGGACGAUCUCACUAUGAUCUUCGACACGAUUCGUCCUAUUGCCAAAAAGGCGGGUGCCGGUGAGACUGAUGACGAUCUUUUCACUUACUUCAUAGAGAAAGUAAGGGAAAGUCUUCAUGUGGUCUUAUGUCUCAGCCCCGUUUCGCAACAAUUUCAGAAGAGGCUUCAGAUGUUUCCGGGACUCGUCAACUGUACGACUAUUGAUUGGUUCCUGGAUUGGCCAGAAGAUGCGCUAUCUGAAGUGGCAGUGCGAUUGAUGGCCGACGAGCAGAAUCUAGGAACAGCGGAAGUCAAAUCCGCUGUUUGUAAUAUAUUUGUUACCAUACACAUGUCUGUCGUAAAUAUGUCAGCUAAGAUGUUUUCUCAAGUGAAACGCAAGAACUACGUUACACCCACCAGCUACCUUGAAUUCGCCAAAGGAUAUCGUAAGCUGCUUGCAGAGAAGAAACAGUAUAACCGCAAUGCUGCGGAUAAACUCAAGGGGGGUCUGUCAACCCUGAUGGAAACAAGAGAGCAAGUGGCAAAGAUGCAGAUUGUGUGCCAAGAGAAGCAAGUUGUUGUUGCUCAGGCGAAGAAGGAAUGUGAAGAAGUGCUUGUGCAGAUUGUUACGGAGAAAAGAAUUGUCGACGAUCAGGAGAUAAAGGUCAACGCAGAGGCGGCACAAAUUGAGAAGGAAGCCGUUGUAUGUAAUGCUAUAGCAUUAGAUUGUCAACAAGAUCUUGACAAGGCAAUGCCGGCGCUGAAUGCUGCCGAAGCGGCACUGAAUGUUCUCACGAAGAAGGAUCUGAGCGAGGUGAAGGCAUAUGCAAAACCGCCUGCUCUGGUGGAGAUGACGUUAUCAGCUGUCAUGACAGUGCUCAAGAAGGCAGCCACCUGGGAGUCGGCCAAGAAAGAACUCGGAGACUCUCAGUUUCUGCAGAAUCUCAUGGCUUAUGAUAAAGACUUACUGGACGAUCCGCUCCUUAAAAAAAUUGCGAAGUUCACAAAGCAGCCGGAGUUUGUGCCAGAAACCAUCGGUAGAGUCUCCAGUGCUUGCAAAGGUCUCUGCUUGUGGGUCCGUGCUAUGGAAACAUACGGAUACAUAAACAAGGACGUCAUGCCGAAGAAGAUAAAACUGAAAAACGCGCAGGACAACCUUGCCAAACAGGAAGCGUCUUUACAGAAGGCCAAAAACCAACUUGCGGAGCUUCUGGCGAAGAUCCAGGCUCUGAAGGACAAAUAUGAUAAGUCUAUAGCUGCCAAGGAGGCUCUUCAAGCAGAACUGGAUGACCUCAGUGUGAAAUUGUUUCGGGCAGAAAAACUUGUUUCUGGAUUGGCUGGAGAGAAGGAAAGAUGGGAAGCUUCAAUCAUAAAUUUCGAGGAGGGAAUAAAGAAGCUGCCAGGAGAUUGCCUGGUAGCAGCAGCAUGCCUCUCGUAUUCUGGGCCCUUCGCUUCCGAGUACCGAGAUGACCUCGUCACUGGCUGGGUUGCCGAGGUGAUUCGACUGGCUAUUCCCUCCUCGCCUGGCUUCUCAUUCAACUCAUUCUUGGCGGAUGCUGGUGACGUGAGAGAAUGGAACAUUCAAGGUUUACCUGCUGAUGCGUUCUCCUCCGAGAACGGUGUGCUUGUCACUCGCAGCAACAGAUGGCCUCUGAUGAUUGACCCUCAGGAACAAGCAAAGAAGUGGAUAAAGAACAUGGAAGCGCAACAUGGCCUUGAAGUUGUGGACUUACAAAGUGACAACAUGAUGAGAGUGAUGGAAAAUGCGUUACAGAAAGGGCUUCCAGUGCUACUUCAAGAUGUGUACGAAGAGGUCGACCCGGCUCUCGAGCCGAUUCUUGCAAGGUCAUACAUACAGCGAGGUGCCAACUUCUUUAUCCGGCUUGGAGACAAAGAGUUGGAUUACAACUUCAGUUUCAAGCUAUACAUCACCACGAAGCUUGCAAAUCCACACUUUCCUCCAGAGAUCUCCACCAAGACCAGCAUCAUCAACUUUGCAGUGAAAGAGAGCAGUCUAGAGAAUCAGCUGUUGACGCUGGUGGUACAGAAGGAGAGACCAGAUUUGGACAAGCAGAGAAACGAGCUAAUCGUUAUUGUGUCCACAGGAAAGAAAACACAGAUCAAGUGUGAGGACGACAUUCUACGCUUGCUCGCGACUGCUGAGGGCAAUAUGUUGGACAACCUGGAGUUGAUUGCCACUCUCGAUACUUCGAAAGAAACAUGGGAGAAGGUGAAAGAAUCGCUGGAAGUUGCCGAGAUAACUGCUAGAAAAAUAGAAGUUGCCAGUUCCGCUUACAAGCCCUGCGCUGAACGUGCUGCCCUGCUCUACUUCAUCCUCAUCGAGCUUGUACUGAUCGACCCCAUGUACCAGUUCUCCUUGGAAGCAUACACGGAACUCUUCCUCAUAUCGAUAGCCAAAUCUGCCAAGUCUGAUAACAUCAACGAGCGGAUCAAAGGGCUUAAUGAGUUUCACACUUAUGCCGUUUACAAGUACACGACUCGUGGGCUUUUCGGAAAGCACAAGUUGUUGCUGUCGCUUCAGAUAUGUGCCAAGAUUCUUAUGAGAAUUGGAGAAAUCACGAGUGAGGAGUGGGGCUUCUUCUUGAAAGGAGGAAUUGUGAUGGACAAGGCAACUCAGAUCCCGAACCCCUUCCCGAAUUGGAUCAACGAAGAGAUCUGGGACAAUCUCACCGAGAUUACGAAGAUACCUCCGUUUGAAAACCUUCUGGACAGCUUGAAAGGAGAUCAAGUGAAGUGGAUGGAUUGGUACAAGAAUCCUGAGCCCGAAGAAAUUGAGCUCCCCGGGGACUGGGAGGAGAAAUGCAGUGAACUUCAACGCAUGAUGCUCCUGCGUUCGUUCCGAAUGGAUCGGAUCAUCUUCUCGUGCACAACCUACGUCUCCAACUUUCUGGGACAAAAGUUCGUCGAACCCCCUCCUCUGGAUUUGGGAGAUUCUUACGGAGACUCAGUGCCGUCAAGUCCUCUGCUUUUCAUCCUUUCUGCCGGAGUUGAUCCAACUACUGGCUUGAGGCAAUUCGCUACCUUGAAAGGAAUGGAUAACGACUUCCACGCUGUGGCACUUGGGCAAGGCCAAGCCCCCGUCGCCAUCAAGCUAAUCAACAACGCAUCCAAGUCCGGAGGAUGGGUGUUUCUGGCGAACUGUCAGCUCAUGACCAGCUGGCUUCCUGCGCUGGAAAAGAUCAUUUCCACUCUGGAGAAGAGCAAACCCAACCCAGGCUUCCGAUUGUGGCUAUCGAGCGUCCCCACCGAUAAAUUUCCAAUAGGCAUUCUUCAAAGGAGCGUCAAAAUGACAGCUGAGCCUCCCAAGGGUCUCCGAGCUAACCUGCUGAGGAUGUAUAACACUGUAACGGAGGAGUCAUUCUACAAGUGCAAGAAACAAGACAGAUAUCAAAAGCUCUUCUUCGCUCUAGCCUAUUUCCACAGCGUACUGCUGGAAAGGCGCAAGUUCGGAAACCUGGGUCUCAAUAUACCUUAUGAUUUCAAUGACACAGAUUUUGAGGUGUCGGAUGAUUUGCUCAAGUCCUACCUAGAUGAGUAUGUGGAGACUCCUUUUGAAGCUCUGAAGUUUUUGAUAUCACAAGCUAACUACGGUGGGCGUGUGACUGAUGAGCUCGAUCGGAGAGUACUAUCUUCCUACCUGAAUCAAUUCUACUGUAAAGAAAUUCUGACCACUCCGAAUUUCGAGCUUUCUUCGCUGUUGGCAUACCAUGUGCCUGAUGAUGGAACUCUCGGGAGCCACAAGGAGUUCAUUUCAACGUUACCAGCGCAUGACAGACCUGAGGCAUUUGGUCAACAUCCGAACGCAGAUAUCGCCUACCAGCUCUCGGACAGUAGAGAAAUUUUGGCUACUAUUGUUGGUUUGCAAGCUGGUGCAGAAACCGGCAAAAAGGGGGCAAGCAAGGAACAAUCAGUGGAUGCCAUAGCAAGCGAACUCUUGAUGCAGGUUCCUGAACCCUUCAAUAUCGUUGAGAUCGUCAAGUCAAAGUCUUUGGACCCGUCUGCUCUUCAUACAGUGCUGUUCCAAGAGAUAGAACGUUACAAUAUUCUGCUGAAUCUGAUUCGAAAUCACUGCCAAGACUUGCAAAAAGGAAUUCAAGGAUUGGUGGUUAUGUCCAUGGACUUGACCAUCAUAUUCGAUGCCUUCGCAGCUGGCCGUGUACCAGCACAAUGGAUCAAGGCUUAUCCGACCAUCAAACCCUUGGGGUCGUGGACCAGAGAUCUUCUCGCGAGGAUUACAGAGCUCAAAUUGUGGAUUGAGGGAACAUAUCCAAUUUGCUACUGGUUGGCCGGUUUCACGUAUCCGGCUGAUUUUCUCACUGCCGUGCUGCAGACAACUGCUCGCAAGAACCAAAUCCCAAUUGACACGCUAGUGUGGGAUUUCACUACCAUCUACAAAGAUGAAAUGGAAAUCACUGAGUAUCCCAAGGAGGGAGUCUAUGUCAAAGGCUUGUAUUUGGAAGGAGCAGGCUGGGACAAAACUAACGACUGCCUGACGGAACCAAAGCACAUGGAAUUGAUUGUCCCCAUGCCAAUAAUUUUGUUCAAGCCAGUGGUGAACAAAAAGAGGAAUCUCAAGGGGCUGUAUCAAUGUCCACUAUUUUUGUACCCUCUUCGGACAGGAACAAGAGAGAGGCCCAGUUUUAUACUGUUUGUCACAGUGAAAUGUGGCGCACAGGAAUCUGAUUAUUGGGUGAAGCGUGGGACUGCACUCCUCUUGGCACUUGCAACAUGAGCUAUUUUUAAUUUUCCCAAUCCACUCCGGAGGUCCACCGAUUGAUGGCUCCCAUGAUCGUGAAAAUCACAAUAACUUCAGCUAUUGGGUUCCCAGAUGAAGACUCGCUCCCCAUCAUCAGACACCACAGGUUGCAAGUAUCUUCGGAGGCACCAUAGCGUGAUUCCAGCAGCCGAGAGAAUGUCAUGACCGGAUCCUCUCGAUGUGGAAAUGCCACGCAGGGUCUUAGGCACAGGACAUCUUGACUUGGAACAUCCAGAAACAGGAGGCACCGCACCUGUCGUUGCUUGAGCCUCUGUAGACUAUUCAUUUCAUGCUCGUCAUCAGUCUCUGAGAGAGCGGAGAGUUGGAUAUCACGAGCCAAUGCUUUGUGUGGAAUAUUUGUUUGACAAGUUGGAUUUGGUGGGCCCAGGAUGGCCUACUUCAUCCCGGGCAGUUGUCCAGGAGAAUUCUGGGACUCAUGAUGAAAGAUAAAAGUUCAUCAGCUUCUCGUCAGCUUGACCUCUUGCAACAACCGCCAAUCCCACUACCUUUGUCUUCGGUGGCUUCUCAGAAUUCGCACAGAUGCAAUCCUCUCGCCCGCACCUGUCCACUGCUACGUGGUACCGAGCGGUCUAUCAGACAUCUGAUUAUAGGCUUCAGGAGCACUAUUCUGUCCUCAGAAGUUGAAUCUGUCAAUGGAACCUUGACAGCCUUCAAGCAGUGCAAACUGUGUGCCUGGAGAAUGCUUGUGGAACAACUUUGAUUCCAUGUGUAACACACACAGAUGGACAGACAGCGGAAGUUUCAAGCGAAUCUGGACCACAAAGUGGAGGAGUCAUCUCACAGGACGAUUCCCAAAUCAACAGCCUGAUGACAUUUGUUUCAUUGUGUACUGGAACGACGAAAACUUCCUCCCAUUAGAAUAUUGCAGUCCACACGCCCCGUAAGAAGAGAACGCUGUCAAAUACCUUCAACCACUCUUGGUCUGCAGGAUUCCAGUCCUGAAAAGUUAAAGCUCAAGCUGUGCACUGUGGGAAAGUCCGUCCUUGCAGUUUUGUAAAGCUAAAAUUUUGCACAAGAUUUCGAGUCUCCUGUUGGAUGAUGAUAAUGAUGAUGAUAAUAAUGAUGGAAGACUUGGAGAAUGGGUAAGGAAUAAGGAGCAUUCAGUAGAGAACUUGUACGAGAAGCCUAUAAUGUGCAUCGAGGACGCAAGA
Messenger RNA from Marchantia polymorpha subsp. ruderalis, 16200 nucleotides. Lineage: Eukaryota; Viridiplantae; Streptophyta; Marchantiopsida; Marchantiales; Marchantiaceae. The record is from the annotation of a GenBank genome assembly.